UACGUGGUUUUCAAUUUUCACCUACUGCACAAGAAUGAUUUACGAAAUACCUACCUGAUAAAAAUACAAUUUUAAAUUUACAAAUUACAAUUUAUUUUGAAGUCGAUACGCGAUAAUUGUGUGUGAUAAUUUCAUGAAUAAUGAAGCUGAUUAUUUAAAAUUACUUAAAUGCGCAUACAAGUAUUAUACCUUUAGUAUUUCAACAAUAUAGUGGAAUUCAGAUAUUUGAUAAAAUGGAUGGAAAAGAAGUAAUUGAACAUUUGGUGGCCUUAAAAGUAAUGAGGCUAACCAAGCCGGCUUUGAUUAGUCCAAAGAUAGUCACUUGUGAUUUCAAAGAUUUGCCAGGAAAUAUUUUAAACAACUUUUUAAAAGAUGAUGCCACAUCUGUUGUCCAAAUGGAGACUCUGGCCGCAGGACAGUUCCUCUUGCUGCCUCAGAGUUUUGGUAAUAUAUAUUUGGGCGAAACCUUUUCAUGCUACGUUUGUGUCCAUAAUGAAACAAAUCAACCUGUUCAGAGUGUAUCUAUCAAGGCAGACCUACAAACAAGUUCAUACAGAAUACCAUUAACCACUCAACAGAAUUCAGCUCCACUUAUGCUUGAUGUUGAUGAAACUCUGAGUGAUGUAAUACACCAUGAAGUUAAGGAUUUAGGCACUCAUAUUUUAGUGUGUGAAGUUACAUAUAUGUCCAACUACAAUACUUUGGCUUCAUUUCGUAAAUUCUUUAAGUUUGAAGUUAUGAAACCUUUAGAUGUGAAAACUAAGUUUUAUAAUGCAGAGUCAGAUGAUGUAUUUGUGGAAGCUCAAGUACAAAACAUAACUUCAGGCCCUAUCAUACUUGAACAAGUUUCAUUAGAAACUUCUCCACAGUUUACUGUAAAGUCACUAAAUGAAGAUAGUGAUGGAUUAUCAGUAUUUGGGGAUGUAACUCUCCUGCAAUCCCAAGAAAGUUGUCAGUAUUUAUAUUGCUUGACUCCUAAGGACAACAUCUUACAAGAUAUUAAAUUAAUAGCUGCAGCAAAGAACAUUGGAAAACUAGACAUAGUCUGGAGAUCUAACUUGGGAGAGAAGGGCAGGUUACAAACUAGUCAACUUAAAAGGAUGACCACUGAUUAUGGAGAUAUUCGAGUAACAUAUGAAAAUUUAGCUAGCAAAGUUCCUGUUGAUGAGCCCUUCAAUUUCAAAUGUAAAAUAGUCAAUGCCAGUGACAGAACUUUAGAUUUAAUACUUAAACUACGUUCACUACCAGAUUCUAGUCUGUUGUGGUGUGGUAUUUCAAAUAGAAAGUUGGGACCAUUGGAACCUGGAAAAGUUACGUUUAUUAAUUUAACUGCUCUCCCAAUCAAUUCUGGUCUUCAUAAUAUAAGAGGGGUCUCAUUGGUAGAUCUAUUCUUAAAGAGGACUUAUGAUUAUGACGAUUUGGCCUCUAUUUAUGUAUACUAACUGUAGUUAAACAACUUAUAAUUUGAAAUAUAAUUCUU
Pararge aegeria (speckled wood butterfly) is the source of this 1480-nucleotide messenger RNA. RefSeq names its product trafficking protein particle complex subunit 13. The record is from RefSeq and is a predicted model, not a curated record. The transcript has a single exon. Lineage: Eukaryota; Metazoa; Arthropoda; Insecta; Lepidoptera; Nymphalidae. Gene Ontology annotation, cellular component: TRAPPIII protein complex. The coding region runs from base 234 to 1442 and encodes 402 amino acids.